This is a messenger RNA of Polychytrium aggregatum, 2098 nucleotides long. Its product is annotated as chaperonin Cpn60/TCP-1 family. Bases 49 to 1857 code for a protein of 602 amino acids. Gene Ontology annotation, molecular function: ATP binding; ATP-dependent protein folding chaperone; ATP hydrolysis activity. The transcript has 8 exons. Lineage: Eukaryota; Fungi; Chytridiomycota; Chytridiomycetes; Polychytriales. Gene Ontology annotation, biological process: protein folding. Gene Ontology annotation, cellular component: chaperonin-containing T-complex. The record is from RefSeq and is a predicted model, not a curated record.
CUGCCACGGCAGCGAGAGCGCCGCCGUGCUGCGGCCCAGUGCUGCUCAAUGCUGUGUGUUGUGUCCUCGCUUCCUCCCCGCUGCUCCUCGCUGGCGUCUCGCAAUCCCAGCCCUGUCCCCGAAAAAGCGCUUUCGCAUCCCUGCCAUUCCGCUAGAUCCGUUCGCCAUCGAUCGUUGUCCCAGCACCCCGUCGUUCUCCCCCAGAGCCUCCCCGCCGACGCCAACCGAUCCACCAUGAACGCAGCUUAUAUGACGGACGAGUAUGGCCGUCCCUACAUCAUCAUGAGGGAGCAGGGCAAGAAGACUCGACUGACCGGUAUUGAGGCCCAGAAGACCCAUAUCCUGGCUGCCCGGACCGUGGCUGAUAUCGUCAAGACCUCGCUGGGUCCCCGAGGCCUCGACAAGAUCCUCAUCUCCCCCGAUGGCGACAUCACUGUCACCAACGACGGAGCCACUAUCCUGAGCCAGAUGGAGGUCGAGCAUCAGAUCGCCAAGCUCCUUGUCCAGCUCUCGAGAAGCCAGGAUGACGAGAUCGGCGACGGAACCACCGGUGUCGUUGUUUUGGCCGGUGCUCUGCUGGAGCAAGCCGAGCUUUUGCUCGACAAGGGUAUCCAUCCCAUCCGCAUCUCGGACGGCUUCGAGCGCGCUUGCAACAUUGCCGUUUCCCACCUCGAGGGCAUUGCCGACACGAUCGAGUUCAGCAAGCAAGACACCAGCAUCCUCCUCAAGACAGCCAAGACCUCCUUGGGCUCUAAGAUUGUGUCCAAGUACCACGAUAAGUUUGCCCAGAUGGCCGUCGAUGCCGUUCUGUCGGUUGCGGAUCUGGAUCGCAAGGACGUCGACUUUGAGCUGAUCAAGAUUGACGGCAAGAUGGGCGGCUCGCUCCAGGACUCCCAGCUUGUCUAUGGUGUCGUCGUCGACAAGGACAUUUCCCAUCCCCAGAUGAGCAAAGAGAUCCGCGACGCCAAGAUCGCCAUCCUGACCUGCCCCUUUGAGCCCCCGAAGCCCAAGACUAAGCACAAGCUCGACAUUACCUCGGCCGAGGAGUACAAGAAGCUGCAGCAGUAUGAGAAGGACAAAUUCCAGGAGAUGGUCAAACUGGUCAAGGACUCGGGUGCCAACCUCGUCGUCUGCCAGUGGGGAUUCGACGACGAAGCCAACCACCUGCUUCUGCAAAACAAGCUGCCUGCCGUCCGAUGGGUUGGCGGCCCUGAAAUCGAGCUCAUUGCCAUCGCCACCAACGGCCGCAUCGUCCCUCGCUUCGAGGAGCUCUCGGCCGACAAGCUCGGCCGUGCCGGUAUUGUCCGCGAAGUCUCCUUUGGCACCACCAAGGACCGCAUGCUCAUCAUCGAGGAGUGCGCCAACACCCGCGCCGUCACGCUGUUCUGCCGUGGUGGCAACAAGAUGAUCAUCGAUGAGGCCAAGAGAAGCUUACACGACGCCAUUUGCGUCGUCCGCAACCUGAUCCGCGACAACCGUAUCAUCUACGGCGGUGGCUCGGCUGAAAUCGCCGCCUCCUUGGCUGUCGCCAAGGCUGCUGACUUUACUUCCACCAUCGAGCAGUAUGCCAUGCGCGGUUUCGCCGCUGCACUGGACGCCAUCCCUCUGGCUCUGGCCCAGAACUCGGGUUUGUCUCCGAUUGAGACCCUUGCUGAUGUCAAGUCGCGACAAAUCGCCGAGAGCAACCCCAGACUUGGCAUCGACUGCAACCUCAAUGGAACCAACGACAUGAAGGAGCAGAACGUCUUUGAUCCCCUCAUCUCCAAGCGCUCGCAGUUCCUCCUCGCCACCCAGCUGGUGAAGAUGAUUCUCAAGAUCGAUGAUGUCAUCCAGCCUGGAGAGGUCGCUAACGAAUAAAGCGGUCGUUUGAUGAGCGAGUGUCUCAGCUUCCAACAGCUUUCUCUGACUGUUGCCAUCAUGAACUGAUACAAGGGACGAUGUGGAUGUGUUGUAGAUGUGGAUGGUGCAGCCCUGUUUGGCGGCCUUGUCUUCCCCCUCACUUCCCUGCUCCGCAUAUCGAGCCUUAUACAGCGUUUGCAAACUAAACGUGCAGCGACAUGAGCCUUCUGCCAUUGCCAGGAAGGGCUGGGAACGAGGG